ACAGAAUUAAACUAAAUAUUCAAAAAUAUUUUUCUCUCUUCUCGCUCUUCCACAAAGUCUUAUGACCUGUAAACUUCCCAAUAAUCAUUCCCAGUAUCCCUCCAUCCUUCCAUAGGCCUCCCAGCAUCUCCAUCAUCACCUUCGUCUCCCAAUGAGCUCAGGUCCAUCGCUAUAGCAACUGGUUGCCACGGGCGACGAGACACAGCCAGCGCCAGCGAGCAUCUUCCCCUCAGUUGUUGUCGAAAGGCAGGCGGAGAAGAGAGAAAGGCGAGGCGCCAGCAGAGCGGCGGGGAGAGACACUGAAGAGCUUUCUGUCUUGUCAAAGUAAAACCCGCCAAAUGUUCAGGAAGAUGUAAAAACAACAAGCGGAUCAAGUCGCCCGGAUUGCUCUACCUCUGCUUCCGUCUCCGGAGAAGCUGCGAGAAGAUGGUAACAACUUGUUCACACAGGAAAGUGUCGCUUCAGCUCUCGGCAUCGUCGGAGUUCAGGUGGUGACCCCGACGCCAAAAAAGACAAAAAACCAGCGGCACCGGCACUCGACGCCGCCGCCGCCGCCGCCGCUGUCUCUGCAGGCUUUCAUGCAUUUUCUGAGGCAGCAGCUGCAGCCUGGAGGGAUUCUGAAAUCUCCGAUUUGACUCCUCUGCUGUAAAGAUGGUUUUCAGUGGACAGAUGAGGAUGAUCCCGAACUGAACCAAUCAGAACCAUCGUCUGAACAUGGCGGACGACCUCUACAGCAGCACCUUCUCAGCCUCUGAAUCAGACUUCCCCUCCUCCUCUUCCUCUUCCUCCGCCUCCUUCCUCACGCUCGAGCAAAGGGCGGCUUUCGUCUUCGUCCUCAUCCUCUUCAUUUUCCUCGGCCUACUGAUCGUCCGCUGCUUCCGGAUCCUUUUGGACCCGUACCGCAGCAUGCCGUCGUCUACCUGGACGGACUACAUGGAGAAGGACACGUUUGAUUACCGGAUUUCCUGACAGGCAGCCUGAGAGGCAGCAACCCUGACAACUCAACGCGUAAACUGAGGCAACGAUCACAUUGACCAAUCAUGGCACCAACACUAAUGCACAUUUUCUUAAUUCUGUUUGUUCUACAAAUCAACCAGAGCAGAAUUUAAUUAACUAUUAGUAAAAGAAAUCACAAUCACCUGAAUAAGCUUUGGGUAAAAAAAAAAAUUUAAAAAUCACACUGCAAAAACACAAAAUCCUAUCAAGUAAUUUUGGUCUAAUAAGACAAAUCUAACUUGACAGUAAGUUUUUCAAGAUAUAGAAGCUUGUUUUAAGUAAAUAAUGUAAGUUAAAUAAUCUGUCAAUAGAACAAUAUUGAUAUAG
Messenger RNA from Xiphophorus maculatus (southern platyfish), 1323 nucleotides. Its product is annotated as cortexin-3-like. The coding region runs from base 715 to 969 and encodes 84 amino acids. Lineage: Eukaryota; Metazoa; Chordata; Actinopteri; Cyprinodontiformes; Poeciliidae. The record is from RefSeq and is a predicted model, not a curated record. The transcript has 3 exons.